AUGCACUACAACAACAAGAAGAUCCUGACGGCAAGGGUCGAAAAAGUGCAGCUCGUCGACAGAUGGGGUGGCGAGCAGAACAUUGUCGGCACGAUACACGCAACUUCAAGCCACGUCAUCUUCAAGGCCGAGACAGGAACCAGGGAAAUUUGGUUGGCGAAUGGCUUGAUCGGUGCCGUGGAACGGGGUGCACUUUCUGCGGCUGGCUGCCCACUAGUGAUUCGGUGUAAGCAUUUCAUGCAGAUCCACUUGUUGAUCAACCGGGACAAGGCCUGCCAAGAACUCUACGAGACACUUUUGAAAGUCUGCAAACCAACUAACAUCGAGAACGUGUUCGCGUUUGAAAACCGUGGCUUGAGCGAAGACGUACGUGGCUGGAAUCGUUUGGAUUGGGCUUCGGAAUUUUCAAGGCAGGGCGUCUCCUCCAGCUGGACACAGACCGACAUAAAUAAGGGCUACAAGUCGUGUGAUACAUACCCUGAGAGGCUCUGGGUCCCUACCGCUGCUCGAACACCCGUGCUAGAGGGGGCGAUCAGCUUCAGGAGUCGAGGCCGCCUGCCAGCACUCACUUAUUUUUACAAGAAAAAUGGCGCCGCUUUGUCUAGGUGUGCACAACCGAAUUCCGGCUUCCGGGCCCGCUGCAUGGAGGACGAGACGCUGAUGUCGCUGAUAGGAAAGGCAAACCCACAACACGACAUUGUCUACCUAAUCGACACCCGGCCAAUGGUGAAUGCGAUGGUGAACAAGGUACAGGGCAAAGGCUACGAGGACGAGCGCAACUAUUCCAACAUCAAGCACCAAUUCUUCGACGUCGAGAACAUACACGUAAUGCGGACAUCACAGCAGAAAUUGGUUGAUGCAUGCGGUAAAUGCCGAAACGUCAACGAAUACCUGAAAGCCGUCGAAUCAUCCGGGUGGUUGAAGCACGUCAGCAUUGCCGAGCUUCUCGUCGACCCAUUCUACCGGACAAUCCACGGAUUUGAGGUCUUGAUCGAGAAGGACUGGCUGGGCUUUGGUCAUAAAUUUGACGACCGGUGCGCCCAUGUCGGUGCCAACAAUGAUGAAGCGCCAAAAGAGGUAUCUCCCGUCUUUUCUCAGUGGCUGGACUGCGUGUGGCAGAUUUGGAAGAUGCGCCCGAGGGCUUUUGAGUUUAACGAGAGGUUUUUGAUUGAGCUUCACGAACACGCCUACUCCUGUCAAUUUGGGACGUUCCUGGGAAACUGUGAUUGCGAUCGUAAGAGCCUCUCACUUUCGACAAGGACGAAGUCUCUCUGGACAUAUCUCGAUUCCCGGCAGGACGACUUCUUGAACCCGUUUUAUGAUGCGACGCUCUACGACAAUCUGAUCGACAUCGACACGCGUGCCGCCUCGUUUUCAGUAUGGCAGGGGCUGUACAAUCGAUUCGACGACGGUAUCUUGCCGCGCGAGGACAUUCAAAGCUCAACAAUGUCUUCCAUGGAGCACGUCGGAAUCUUGGAGGCGCAUGUGGCGCAGUUGAGAAAUCUGGCCGAGCUGAAGCAGCAACUCGGCAAGGGCGCCGCUAUCGGGAUGGUGGACAGUGGCCAUGGGUCGAGUAGCGGAAAUGAGGGCGCGGAUGGCGCGCAAAGUCCGCUCAGCUACUCCCUGUGCGGCUUUGGCGAGGAGAGCGGCUACUGCGAGGGCCUGCUGCAACCAGUCGCACUCCGAUGGACCUCGGAGCGUGAUGCUUCUGCCUGUGCUUCCCCGAAUUGCGGCUUCGAAUUCAACUCGCGCGGGGAGCGGCGCAUGCAUUGUUAUCGUUGUGGAAAGAUAUUUUGUCGACGCUGCGUCCGUGUCACCAGCGACGAGCAAGAGCGCGUCUGUAUUACCUGCACGUCCGCCCAGAGCGGUAUCCAACAUACA
Molecule: messenger RNA, 1881 nt
Organism: Mesorhabditis spiculigera
Lineage: Eukaryota; Metazoa; Nematoda; Chromadorea; Rhabditida; Rhabditidae
Source: the annotation of a GenBank genome assembly